AUGAAGAGCGGUAUUGUCUUUGCGUGUAUUCUGGCCUUCUUUUCCGCCAACCUUGCGGGAGCAGCUCCCCCGUCAGGUGGCCAGUCUGUCCAAGGGGAGCAGUCAGUUCAAGGGAAUCUGCCAGCUCAAGGAGGCUCUCAAUUCCAAGGAGGAUCACAGCCCCAAGAAGCCAAGCCCCUAGAACCACCGGUACAAGGGGUGGGACCACCACAAAAGCUUGAAGACUAUCAACAACUCACCAAGAAGAAAAAGCAGUAUCCAGGUGUUAGUCACUCCAGCCACAAGCCAAAAGAUGAUCACCAAUCUGCCGAUACCAAGGAGAUGACUGCUACAUCACUAUUACCACCGAAACCGACCAAACUAAGCCCCUUUCCGGGCGUCUGGUUGCGGAGGCAAUAUGUUGGGGAACGGGCUCUCAACCAGGAAGUCCGAGUGGCCUCGGAAGUGGUUCUCGACCAGGAAGCCCGAGUGUGCAAAAUGUUUGAUUGA
Messenger RNA from Aspergillus caelatus, 489 nucleotides. RefSeq lists its product as uncharacterized. The transcript is spliced from 2 exons. Bases 1 to 489 code for a protein of 162 amino acids. The record is from RefSeq and is a predicted model, not a curated record. NCBI's taxonomy places the organism in Eukaryota, Fungi, Ascomycota, Eurotiomycetes, Eurotiales, Aspergillaceae.